Messenger RNA from Chiloscyllium plagiosum (whitespotted bambooshark), 1439 nucleotides. NCBI's taxonomy places the organism in Eukaryota, Metazoa, Chordata, Chondrichthyes, Orectolobiformes, Hemiscylliidae. The record is from RefSeq and is a predicted model, not a curated record.
AUGAGUGAGGGGCAAAGCGAGCGCGAUCGGAGCAGCCAGGGUGCUGUUGCUACCAGCACCACCACGCCGACGACGGGCGUGUCCCCUCACAGCGCCAGCCCCCAGGAGGUGACCACGGUGGUUAUCGCCGCGGCUCUCUUCGAAAGUAGUCAGGAGGAAGAAGAAGAGGAAUUGGAGGAGUUAGAAGAUGAAGAGGAAGAUGAGGAAGAUGAUGAUGAUGAGGAGGAGGAUGAAGAGGAGGAAGAAAGCGGCCACAGCGAGACGGUGAUCAGGAAAUGUGUGUACCAGGAUUGUACUGAAACCACCAACCUGGUGGCUAAACCUAGGAAGCCUUGGAUGUGCAAAAAGCACCGCAACAAAACUUACAAGGACAAAUACAAGAAGAAGAAGAGCGUUCAGGCUAUGGAUGAUACAGAUGAAAGACCUACAUCUGCCACCAAACAACGUUUGAGAUGUAUGAUAGUGCAUCAAACGAGUCGUAAAGCAAGCCUCCUUGAGCAAGUUUUAAGUCAAAAGAGAUUGUCAUUAUUGAGAAGUCCAGAAGUUGUCCAGUUUCUACAACAGCAGCAACGAUUGCUGAGCAACCAGGCCCUUGCUCAAAGGCAGCAGUUUCCAGAAUCACCAAUGUGAUGCUUUCUUUGCAAAUAGGAUGGUAAUGUACAGGAGGAUGAUGCUAAUGAAACCUCUGUAAGUCACUGAAGGUUUUCAGCUGCUUUACUUCAUUACUGUGAGAACAGAGUUUUCUAACACCAUUUUGAAAAAAAAAUUAAGUGUGAUGAUUGUGAUAUUACCAUAUGAAAGACUUUUUCUGUAUUAAAGGUAUACUUGGAUAUUUUGAAUAUUCCUGAUUGGUAAUUUGACCCUCGAUGAUGAUUGUGCAAAUGAGGUUGAGGGAAUGAUGGUAUAAAAUGGAGCAGUUUACUAUUACAGGACCUAGUCUUGUCACUGAACAUUUUCAAAUUAGAUACAGCAGCUGAGUGCAAAAUAAAGCGCUGUUGCCCCUGCGCCAUCAAUGUACAUCAGCCUAAACAAAAACUAUCAUUUACGUAAUGUUGUAUGUGAAGUCAUCUGAGGAAGUAUUGUGGUGGAGGUAGAAAAUGUAGUGAAUCCUGACUAAGCAAAAAUGAGAAAAGUUGGAAUAGCAAGUAGAUUUUAAAAGAAGAGUCUAUAUGGCUUCUGAAAGCAGAAGGGUGUGGAAGGAUUUCAAGAGUACCUUUAUUGUUUGAUACUGUAUAAUGGAAAGUCUGUGGAGUUUGUAAGGAUAUGUAAAGGUUGUAAUGUUACAGAAAAGCACUGCUAUAGUUUGUGUCUUAAAGCAAAUUGCAAUCUGAGCUGAUUUCUGCUGUUCAGAAUUUAAGGUUUGAACUAUUCAUUUUUUUUCUAUGUGUUCAAGGGAACGUGGGCAUUGCUGGCUAGACCAGGUUUUUGUACAAAUUGUA